Molecule: messenger RNA, 2106 nt
Organism: Penicillium olsonii
Lineage: Eukaryota; Fungi; Ascomycota; Eurotiomycetes; Eurotiales; Aspergillaceae
Source: the annotation of a GenBank genome assembly
AUGGCGACAGUCAAUCAGAACAUGUUUGGCGCCACCAUCGCUGAGCAGCCUGGAGGUGCCCAGCUGAUGGUGCUGCCUCUGAACCUCAUUGUCGAGAUUGUGUCACAUGUCAACGAUACAGGCGAUCUCGCCCGACUAUGUCGAACAUGCCGAGUCUUCAACUACAUGGCAUUACCGCAGCUAUACCGAAACCUAACGCUGACCUCCUACGACAAAAUCCGUUAUCGCGGCGAACAGCCAGAAGGAAUUGGGAGCGCAAGUCCCUUUACAAUGGGCCUGAAUGCGAUUAUCACUCGAUCCUAUGCGCCAUUGGUGCGAUCAAUGACAUUACGUGGAGAGUGGAAGGAGCAUGAGUUGGAGGAACAUGCCCGAGUCGGUCGGGUGCCCGACUCCUCGAUGUUGCUGAACAUCGCCGCACGAGCGGCGGUGGACCGCAUGACCAACUUGGAAAGCUUCCACUGGGAAUUAAGCACCAAGAUGUACGACACGGUGUUCAUGGGGUUGACACAGCUGCCCAAGCUUACUUCGUUGACGAUUCGCUUCCCGUCCAGCCGUCACCCACAGCCCACCUUUGUCAUACCAGGAAUGCCGCAUCUGAAGUGCCUCAAAUUAACGGAUAUCGACCCGUUGUGCUACCCGGAUGAUAUUGCAACCCUGCUAUGGAAGAGCAGAAAAUUGCGCGAAUUGAAAAUGCACUGGUCCCCACGCAUGCGCGAUGCCCAGGAACCGAGUGUCUCUUUGCAUGAGUACUUCCGCAAAUUGAUCUCAAGCAAACAGCCCCUGACGAUCAAGAAAAUGACCUUCCAGAACCUCUAUGCGUUCCACACCGAGGACUUCAAUUUCGCUUUUGAUCCUACAACGGUGGAAGAUGUCACCUUCCUCAGUGGGGUUGAGGGGUCCAGUCUAGUCAAUACGUUCAUCGAGAGCAGCUGGCCGACCGUUCCACCACAUGCUCAACUUCGAAUCAAAUCCGUUCGCAUGGAUGCGGUCUCAAAACGAAAUUCAGAGUUCAUUGGUAACUUCAAGGGACUUGAGCGGCUGUAUUUCGUUAAUGUAACCUCUGAUUCAAAUGACUCCAUCAAUUCCCCACGACCGAAAGGCUUGGAAUCAUCGGCCCUCACGCCGCCAGUCUCCGAGCACCAGCCCCCCGGUGCUGUCAACGGAGUAACCAACUCUCCCAUCAACUCCGCAUCCCCAGCCAGCCAGCUCAAUCUUCUUUUCAGUAUGCGAGAUGGCUAUCUUUCUCACAUCACCGCGAACCACGGCGCUACAUUACGACACCUUCUUCUCCCUUCUAAAUGGCCUCUAUCCACAGCUAUGAUCGCUCGUCUUGUCCACAGCUGUCCAAACUUGGAGCAGCUCGCCCUUGCCACAGAAUUCACGAGCAUGGAUUCUCUCACCCUCCUAAUUCCCUUCUUGAGGAAACUAAAAGCACUCCGGCUUCUCAUUCCCCCGGCGUCUAUCUCGCAGAAUGGAUCGCCCGGCGCGACCGUCAAAUCAUCACUUUCCGCCCAAGGAAAAACCUCAUUCGACGGCAAAUUCAUGCGAGACGACAGCUUCCUGAACGCCAAGUCCCUUGCCGAAGUCGUGGAACUCGACGACGCAGCCCUAACGGAAAUGAUGAGCUACGAUCUUGCCAACGAGCAAGUCUAUGGAAACGUCCAAGUCAUCGGCAUGGGCUGGAAAGCCUGGGAGUUGCGAGAAUUCUACAAAGCACCGCUUCCAUCUCGUGACUUCCAGUCCCCAGACGGACGGGUCCAGGAGACCACCGAAAGCCCCAUCUACAGCCAAAGUGCACCAAUCUCCGUCCACAGAUCCCCAGAUCCCCAAUCAACCCAAACCCCGACCUGGCUCAAUGCCUCACCGCGCAUCAGAGCCCCGUCAUCGUCAUUGGGCAAACGGGCUCGCGAUAGCGACACGCCCAUUGACUCACCUCGGACUCAGGAGAGAGACGAGGACCGGGACGAAACGCCCAGAGCGUAUCCCGCCUACGACCCGCACACGGGAGAAGGUGAUGGUUUCGCCUGGCGAAGACGUAUGCGCCGCGUGGGGUGGGAGGUGCUGCAGCAUUGGGAGGUUUGGGGGUUGGAUACACAGGAGAUUUGA